AUGCUACGGGCUCAGAAGGAAGAGAGGUUGGGAGACAAUGAACUUACAAACAUAAAAGUACUUACGGAUCUGUGGACAGAAGAGGUAUUGAAAUCUAAUCAUGAGAUUGAGAACCAAACUGUGCAAGCAGAGAAUUUUGACUACUUCUUUGGACCGCAGCUAUCUCCGGUAUGCGCAGUCGUGGGGGGAUUGGCUGGGCAAGAAGCGAUCAAGGCCAUGUCAGAGAACGAACGUCCCCUCCAAAACAUCUUCAUAUACUCCGCACUCGACUCAACUGCGAUGCUCAGACCAGUAAAUUAUUUCGACAGAUCAACAGUUUACGUCAACGUUUUGGACGUUGUAGCCAUUUGUGUUGAACAAAUUCGGAAUUCUGGUUCAGAAAUGGGGUUACGCAUGACGAUGGGACACCCCAUGACGAUCAUGGCCGGCAAUAUUGUUUAUGAGAUCUUCUAG
Strongylus vulgaris is the source of this 453-nucleotide messenger RNA. The record is from the annotation of a GenBank genome assembly. NCBI's taxonomy places the organism in Eukaryota, Metazoa, Nematoda, Chromadorea, Rhabditida, Strongylidae.